Messenger RNA from Vigna angularis (adzuki bean), 664 nucleotides. RefSeq lists its product as uncharacterized. The transcript has a single exon. The coding region runs from base 1 to 522 and encodes 173 amino acids. The record is from RefSeq and is a predicted model, not a curated record. Lineage: Eukaryota; Viridiplantae; Streptophyta; Magnoliopsida; Fabales; Fabaceae.
AUGAUAGGGUCUUUGUAUGUUGCUGAUUCCCUCAAGAUCUCUUCUCUUUCUAUCAGUAACUCCUAUAACCCUGCUAUUCCAUGUCAAACCCUUGUCUCUUCAAAUAAAGUGACACCGUCAUCAGUUACCAUGGCCAGAGAUUUGAGCUUCAAGGUCAGCACUUCUUCUCAGAGCCAUGCUUCUUUUGUGGUGCAACGGAAAGAGAAUAAUAAUGGGGAUAAUGGGUUUGUAGUAGGGUGUGCAAAAUGGGGUUUGCAGAGAGAAGCGGAAGAUGAGAUGAAACCGCAUGAAGAUGAUGACAAGGGUAGGAAUGGAAUGACAAGGUUUAGACAUAACUGUGGAGAAGGAGAGGGGAUUGCGGAGCUGUUGGAGUGUUUAGAAAGGGAAGCUAUAAUGGGUGAAGAUGUGGGAAAAGAUCCUACUGAUUACAACAGAAGGGCUAAGAUAUUUGAUAGAAGCUCUCAAGUAUUCCAAGCUCUCAAAAAACAUAACAGUGAUGGUUUCCCACAAGAGUCUUCUUAAUAACAGGAAGUAGCUUUGUUAUCAUUUUGACUCCAUACUUGUAUUUGAAAUAAACUAGUGUCCCAUCGUAUUGUAUCGAAGAAUUUGGUUGAUUAGAUACACAAAUGAAUUUCAUAGGACUCAGACCUUCUCUUUAUCUUCA